Molecule: messenger RNA, 1432 nt
Organism: Heteronotia binoei (common prickly gecko)
Lineage: Eukaryota; Metazoa; Chordata; Lepidosauria; Squamata; Gekkonidae
Gene: NUP37
Product: nucleoporin 37
Exons: 10
Coding region: 238-1218 (326 amino acids)
Cellular component (GO): nuclear pore outer ring
Molecular function (GO): protein binding
Source: RefSeq, a predicted model, not a curated record
GACAAAUUCUUCGCGGGAGUCUGCUGGGCGGCAGCGGGGAGAUUUAGGGGAUGUGGCGUGGUAGUUUGCAGGUAUCUCAAGAGGGUGCAGUUUUGUCGCUUGUGCAUGAAGCGGUGUGGGGAAGCCUUCCCUGUCCUGUCAGUCGGUUGUUCCCAGAGUAUUAUAGGCCACGUGCGUGGACAGCUCCGCAUGUUUCCAGAACCUCCUGUUAUGUUAAUCUAAGUCCUUCUGUUGAAGAUGAAGCAGGAGUCCUCCCGAAGUCCUUCUUAUACUGUGGAAUGUGAGGACUAUGUGCAUGUGGUGGAAUUCAACCCAUUUGACAGUGGGAGUGCAGAAUCACUAAUAGCAUACGGAGGCAAUAAUUAUGUGGUUAUUGGGCGCUGCAGCUUCCAGGAAGAGGACGCAGAAGUGGAUGGAAUACAGUAUAAUACAUUAAGGACGUUUCAUCAUGGGAUUAGAGUUGACGCUAUAGCAUGGAGUCCAGAAACUAGGCUUGAUGCUUUACCACCUUUGCUACGAUUUUGUACUGCAGCUGCUGAUAGGAAAUUGAGGUUAUUCACAUCAGAUCUUCACGCUAAGAAUGAAUAUAAGAUUAUGGAAGGCCACUCGAGUUAUAUUAAUGAUUUGGUAUUUGCACCUAAAGGAGGUCAGGAAAUUGCAAGUGUGAGUGAUGACCACACCUGCAGGGUCUGGGACUUGGAGGGAAAUGUGAGAGCUUGUUUUGUUCUACGUUCUGCUGGAAUGAGCGUGGGUUGGCAUCCUGAAGAUGCAUUCAAGUUGAUGGUUGCAGAGAAGAAUGGAACAAUACGAUUCUAUGAUCUUGUGACUCAUCAGGCCAUUUUGUCCCUCACCACUGGUCAGACUCCACUGAUGUCAGCACACUGGUGUUUAAAAGAUACUUUUAAAGUUGGAGCGGUUGCUGGAAAUGACUGGCUUAUCUGGGAUAUUUCUCGAUCUAGCUAUCCUCUGGAGAAGAAACCUGUCCAUGCUGAUAGGGCCAACUCAUUUAGGUGGUCUACAGUCAACAGUAACUUGUUUGCUACUACUGGCUAUCCUGGCAAAAUGAACACUCAGCUUCUCAUCCACCACUUAGGACAUCCUCAGCCCAUCCUUAUUGGUUCAGCAGCUGUGGGAUCUGGCUUGACUUGGCAUAGGACGCUUCCAUUAUGUGCCAUGGGUGGAGAUCAUCAUAUUUUUUUCUGGGUGACAGAAAUGUAAACAUUUGUGUAUGGUUAUUGCCCAUGAAAUGGAAGAAGCACAUAUUUAAAAGCCACUAAUUUUAUAUUGCUGCAGAAUAACUGAUGUUUUCAUACAAGGAUCAAAGCACAUUUGCUUUUUGUUUUUUUUAAGAUUGCACAUGUAAAUAGUUCCAUUAAAUCAGGUUCUAUGUCUGAAAGACCAUUUUGUAAUAAAGCAUUGCUAUUUCUCCUGA